Messenger RNA from Porites lobata, 7090 nucleotides. The record is from the annotation of a GenBank genome assembly. Lineage: Eukaryota; Metazoa; Cnidaria; Anthozoa; Scleractinia; Poritidae.
AUGUGGAAAGAGAUUGUAAUCGGGCUUUAUCUUACUACACAAAUAGUGUUUACCCUUCAAGACACUUGCCUAAGAUUUGAAUAUGGACGGGAUUUUGGAGGGAGUUUGUUGAGUUCAAAAUCUGGAAUUUUUACGGAAAAAAAUCAAGGUUGUGGAUGUUCGGCGUUAAAGCGAAAUGGCCCCUUAAGAGGAGAAGCAGUUUCCCUUAAUAAGGACAACAAAGAUGAUGGAAUAGAGUUUAAACCUGCUUAUAAACGAACGAACCAAAUGGUUUUUAUCAAGGGUGGGAAAUUUACGAUGGGCACCGACAAGCCCUUCCUACCCAUGGAUGGCGAGGGGCCAGCUAGAGAAGUGAAAGUGGAUUCCUUUUACAUGGAUAUUUACGAAGUCAGCAAUGCAGAGUUUGAACUUUUUGUUAAUAAUACUGGCUAUGUAACAGAGGUAAUAAGUUAGUAAGCUGUUAGUACUGUGAAAUGAAGCAGCGAUCUGAAAAGUCAUAAAUUUUUGCAGUAGUCAUUGCUGGGCCCCCUCUCCCCUAAUGAUGGUUUUUUGCACUUGUGUCUGAGUAUCAAACACCAUAUUAAUAGAGUGUUUUAUCGUCCCUGUUUUUUUGUGUGUGUGUGUGGGGGGGGGGGGGAACUCCCUGAAAAUUGUGCCUUUGAAAGGUAAAACGGACACAAACAGAAAUUUUUUGGCCCUUUGGGCCUCAGCCUGGUCCAAAAAUAAGAGGGGGGCCCGGGCCCCUCCCCUAGUUCUGUCACUGAGUAAUACUCCUCUAUCAGUGAUAAAGUGUGAUUUUAUACCCUAUUCUAGAGUCAGAGAGGCAAAAAUCAUGUCCUGUUGAGUGCCAGGCACAUACCCAUAUAGCCCAUCUAUGGGACAGGUUACGAUCUUCAACUUAUUUUCUAGUAACAUUGUUUUACUCUUUGAGGAAAUUUUAUGAAAAUAAAAUGUUGGCCACUGAGAUAUAAAGAUUGUAACAGUCUGCUAUCCUUGACUAGUAAGUGUUACACUAUUACAUUGUAAUAGUGAAAUCCUUUCAGAUCCUUUGUUUGAAUUCAUAUUGGUUGAUCGAUCACUUUGAACGGCUUUUCAUAAUAUUAUUAUGAUUCUAACCUCUAUGUUCCAAUGUAGGCUGAAAAGUUUGGGGAUUCCUUUGUUCUAGAAGGAAAAAUCAGUGAAGAGAUCAAGAAGGACAUACACCAAGCAGUGAGUUGAAUUUCUUCUGAUAGAAGUGUUUACUUCCUAGCUAGUGGGGAUAACCAAUAAGAUGGGCUUUUCUUGUUUUCUAUUACCAGGUUGCUGCAGCACCAUGGUGGCUUCCAGUCAAAGGAGCUUACUGGAGAAAUCCAGAAGGACCUGAUUCUGUCAUUAAGGACAGGUGAAAAUUACACUUGGCACAUGAACUUAUAUACCUGCCAACUCUCACGCCUUAGGCAUGAGUCUCACGCCUGCGGGUUGAAAACUUUGAUCUCACGCCAGCUCACACUUGCGGGCCAAUUUCUCAUGCCUGAUUGAAAAAUGUGAGUUGUUGCCAUCUUGCUUGACACAAUUUCCAAAAAUAUGUUAACUCAGACCCAUGUAAGGAACGAAAACCAUGUGUAAAAUCUCUGAUUUUUGAAGUGAAAAGCAAGUGAAAACUUCGCCUUCGGAAGACUUCGGAUUUCUUCGGGAAUCUUCAGACAUGAUCAUGUCGUCUUCAAACAUCCCAGCACUCCCAGCAUAAAAAUCUCACGCUUAUAUCUCAGAAAAAGUUGGCAGGUAUAAACUUAAUACAGUAUUGGCAGUGUGCAUGUACAUGUAUGGUCGCUGUGACAGAUCUACAUGUAUUUAUAUGUACAGGGCAAUGGGAGACCUCUCCAGCCAGUAAAGAUACCAAACUUUGCACAAUCUACACCUAAUUUUUUUUCUGCAAAAAAUAAUGACAUAGGGAAGCUAUGAGACAAUAACUGUCAUGCAUGCAUGUUAGCCAUGUGGCCUGCGUUGAUGGUAGUAACAUGGCAAAUCCAGUAUGCCAUGUACAUCCCCAGCAUCACUACAUCAGCUUUCUCCAUCAGGGGUAAGCUAAGAUGACCUUUUCUGGACUUAAGACUUCAUGUGAAAAUGGUGCAACAGUUGUGGGCAUGUACUAUUAAUUCUGCAGUCUCUACCAGCGUUUCUUGAUCAUGUCAAUAGUCUAAACAGAUCUAGCAAUAAAACAACACGACAAUAAUGCAAGUGGUUUGGGCAGAACUAGAAAUCCACUUAUUUGACCAAUAGGACACCAGCAAAUACACCAGAUGUCACAAUUAUUUGGUACCUUCAAUAGGUUUUCAUAUUCCCACUUGACAUUAUUGUCAUUGCUAAAUCUGCUACUAUUUUUAACUGUGAUGCAAAACUUGCAAAAUAAUAAUAAAUUAUGUUUUUGCCAUGCACACUUAAUUAUCUUGGUCAAGCACACAAGCCAAUGUCUUCAUAAAUUAAUUUUAGAAUGGACCACCCAGUACUUCAUGUCUCAUGGAACGAUGCUGUUGCAUUUUGUAAGUGGGCUGGUAAAAGACUCCCAACUGAAGCUGAGUGGGAAUAUGCCUGCAAAGCAGGACUCAAAAACAAGUAAGAUAGAGUAGCAGACUGGUUGAAUAAUAUUAUAAAUAACUUAUAAAAGCAUCAUUAAACUUCCUCAUUGUGUUUUUACCUUAUGCUUUUUCUACCUUUAAUAUUCCUUAUCAAAACACCUUCUCAUAUACUCCACAUUCUUGCUACUGCCUAGUAACCACAGUUCUUCACAUAUGCAAAGUGUUUCAGCAAUGUUUUUAGUAUUGAUUUUAAUUUUACGAAAAAAUAAUAGAGAUUUUGAAUGACUACUUAAAUAUAAUGGAAACUAUAAUGUUUGGUAUUAAGGACUUACUUCUAAUCCCUUUUUGUGUUCCUAUUUUGGCCGGAGCUUUGCCAAGGUGCACCUCUUUAUAAAUUAAAUAUGAAUAUUUUGGAUUGACUAUAGUUUCAGUUUACUAGGAAAGAGAAAUAUUGGAAUGAAUUGAAUUGUCUGUAAUCUUAAAUGAUUCUCAUUUUAACUGCCUUGAGGUAACCUUUAAAAUAAAUUGAUGUAUUGAAUAAUUAAGCUGGUUUGAAAUAAUUUAUGGUUAACUCUAAUUGGUAAUAUGUGGACAGCAAAACACUAACCCACCAUAAGCCGUAAACUGCUCAAAGGAAUUAAGGGAAAACAGCAUAUAAUAUCUAAAAUAGUGCAUGUAAAGAUUGUAUUGAUUUGUUUUCAACAUCUCUUAAACAUUUUUAUUUCCGCAGAAAAUACUCGUGGGGUAACAAGUUCAAGAAAGAUGGUCACCACAUGGCAAACACAUGGCAAGGAAAAUUCCCAGUUUAUGACACGGGAGAGGAUGGGUAUGCUGGCACAAGUCCUGUCACAGCAUUCCCAUCAAAUAACUAUGGCCUAUAUAAUAUUCUGGGGAAUGUGUGGGAGUGGACUCAGGAUUGGUGGACCAUACGACACUCUUCUCACUUCCAGGAAAACCCAGUAAGUUUAAACUGAUCCAUGCAACGUAAUGGGUAGAUUUCAUAUUAUAUUCAGCAAUUGCAGGUACUGUAGCUGUAGUAAUGCAGUGUAGCACAGUGUUAGUUAGCAACAAUUUUACUUGGAUCAUUGGGUUCUGUCUGUAGUGUUCUUUCUUGAGGGUAUUACGUACUCAUCAUGUGGAAGUUUAAGAUAAUUGUUGGUUCAUACAAUUCAUGUAUUUAUGUAUGUAAAUCACAGCCCAAAGUAGCAUAUUUGUAACAAUAUUACUUAUACCUGUUUAUUACCCUCCAGUAAUAUAUUAAGAACAAGGUAUGCAGAGAAAAAAAGAGCGACAGCUUGCACAGAUAUCUUUGUCACCUUUUUUUAGGAAACAUUAAUUUUGCAAUGAGAAUGGCCAAGAAUAAGAGUGCUAAGCGACUGGGAAUAAGGACUGAAAAUUAAAAAAAAAAAAUUAAGAGAAGUGUCAAGCUGUGGUUAACGAUUGCUUUAUUCAGCUGUAUUAAAAAGAGGCUCGGUUGUCUUGUUUUCAUUUUCAUUAACAAUCCAGGAAUCAAUGAAGCGGAAGAAACUAUCGAGAGCUUUGUUUUUGUUCGCUUGUUUGUUUGUUUUGUAUCAUCGCACAUACAGGUUUUGUCUGUAAUAAAAAACGGAUUAAUGAAGAUGUUUCCAAGGGCUGUUUAACUCAGCAUAGAAGCGUUAAAACAAAGUCAUUACCGCAUGCAUUAUUUAACAGAUUUUUGUUGUAUAGGAAGGGCCUUUGUCGGGAAGGGAUAAAGUGAAGAAAGGUGGAUCUUACAUGUGUCAUAAAGUAAGUUAAUCUUCAAUUUCUAAUAAUUAUGAAGCUAAUCACCGAAAUAUUAUAAUAUUGGGGAGUGGAUGAUUCCAAAACUGAACAAUAAUUUUUAUCCUGCAGACAGUCCUGCAACUAUAUAUUUCACUGAGUGAAAAGUCUUGUAUUAGGAUUAAAGUAGAGGCUUAGCUAAACGAAAAAAAUAUAAAAAAGGUUGAGUUUGAUUUUCUCUCGUAGUUAGUUUUGCUUGCAUAUGUACUAUACAUGUAUUGCCGUCCAAGCCAAUUCUUCUUCGCACCCCGCCCCCUUCCUCGAAAGUUAAAUUCUUGGCCCCUUUUGUGAUGUUCUUGAUUCUUUGCGGCUGAUACCUAAACUGCUAAACUGCAAAAAGAGAAACUAUAGAGAGCUUGAGAGAAUUAAGGCCUGCUCCUCGAACUACGGGCUUUUACAUCGAGUCGAGUCGAACAUAAAAGAUGACGGUCGUAAGUCAAAGAUGGAAAAGAUUUAAGAUCGUUAUUCAGAGAUAUUGAAGAAUAAUACACAGGGGCACCCAACGAGUGUUUCUGUGAAUUAUCUAGCGAGGGGGACAAGCGGGGGGGGGGGGAGGGAGCGCUCCCUCCACAAAAUUAUGGCAAAAAUUGGAAAAACUUGUCCCGAAAAAAUCGAGUUCGCAAUCGUGGCUCGUUUGCCUCAGAGUAAUACGUUUUGGCAAUUCCAAAACAAUCUCAAAGCUGAAUUCAACAUGACUGACUUACUUCAACUUCCCUGAGACUAAGAUUACAAGAUACAACUUAAGGAAUAAAUCUCCCGCAAUGCCCGCCAUUCACACGGACCGUUUUAAGAAUACAUUCUUUAAUAGAAUUGUCUUCAAGUAUAAUGUAGCUUUGUAAAUAGUGUACUUUCUGUAUUCGAUUUUUGUAUUUCUUUCUAUGUAUAUACUAAUCUUAUUUAGAGACAUACUUUAGCCCAUUAACAUUGUUAUAUGUUACAUUUAAAAAUGUAACAUAAGAUAUGUAAUUUUAUCUUUUGAACAAUAAAGACACUUUAUUUAUUUAUUUAUUUAAUGAGAUCAUUCUCUCUUGCUUACUUGUUGUGGACUUCACCUCGAACGAUUUUUUGAACUGUUUUAAUUUUUUAUCGUUUUUCUUUCUUGUUUCAGUCUUACUGCUAUAGAUACCGUUGUGCAGCGAGAAGUCAGAAUUCCGCCGACACCACUGCCUCAAAUCUUGGAUUUCGCUGUGUUAGCAACAAGCUCCCUAAUGGAGUCAGUUUAGUCACAUAGGCGUAGAGAUCUUUGAAAUUUCUAUUUUUCCUAUUAAAUGAUUUCGAUUCUGGAUAAAAUCCAAAGCUAUACAUCAUAAGCUUAUUUCCGACGGUUUCUUUUUUCUUUUGCGUUAACCAUUGUACUACUAGCCUAACAGUGGCUUGAGUAGAAAAUUCACAAAAAAUUCUCCUUGAGAUUAAAUCAUUGUUGAGGCCCCGUUUGUUCAAACGUUGGAUAGCGCUGUCGACCGGAAAAAAUUACUAUCCAGCCGGUAAGUCUUGGGGAAAAUACAUGUAAUUACACUAUCCGCUGGAUAGUGAUUUAUCCGGUGGAUAGCGCUAUCCAUCUUUUAAACAACCGGGGCCAGGACCGUAACAAAGUUCAGAAAGAGAAAGGAAAAUGCUUUAUCAAUAAAGUAAUUGUAUUCUAACGUCCUCUUUAGAGAACGUCGAUAAGAAAAUUUCACGUUGUAAUCGCAGAAUGGCGGUAAAGAAAGUUACCAAAUUGCCAUAGGUUUAUGUGGGUGUUCCACCUUCGAUGAUGAAUUUUACCGCAUGCAGGGGUCCAGGGUCCACCUACUUAAAACUUUACUGAAAAACCUGUUAACGUGGGAGGUAAAACGCGCAACAUAGCUCUUCAACUCGUUUUGCAGCAAAUUGAACGAUUCUGUUGCCCGUUUUACCAUUUCCUUUAGUCAGUACUUCAUACAAUGAUGAGCAACAAGCGACUGAGUACUUUAAGCCAUGAUUAUUAGUGUCGGGUGCUUCUUAUAAACUUGCAACUAUUGCUGCUGCCCCAGUCUAGUUGCCAAGGUUGAAUUGGAAAUCGAAGCCUUAAAUUUACAGUCGAACCCCGCUAUUUCGAAGUCCCGAGGGAAAUAAAAAAAAAGUUCGACAUAGCGGGGCUUCGAAAUAACCGGGGAAGCGUAAAAGGGGAAGGGUAAAUCCAAUGGCAUUCGAUCUUCCUUCGAAAUAGCGGGGACUUCGAAUUAACCGAGUUCGAAAUAGCGAGGUUCGACUGUAUUUACAAAUAAUCAUCACAGACUCAACAACUUUAUGUUUGUUGGAGAAUAAGUUAUGGACAAUUUUAUUCAAUUUUAUUGCGAACACAGAGAACACAGAGAAAUCGAGACAAAGAAGUACAGCAACAACUAACUUAAUAGGACAUAAGUAAUUAAUUAAAUGGAUAAAUAAAUGAAUAAAUAAUUAAUUACACUGUAGAUAUGUAAGCAGAACAGAUAACUAUAUGUCCUGCUACUGGUCAAAGUAGCCCGCCGCAGUGGCUUCUGAAUUGAAUAAAGUAGUUACCUACAAAUAAUCUUUAAAAUUAAUUACAUUUCAUCCGAGAUGUGACAGAAGUACAAAAUGAUUUAGGAUAAUAUAUAAUUUAACAUUUGUUUUGUUUGAAGGCUUCUUCAGGGCACUGGCAAUAUAACGGUGUCUCGUCAAGGUGAUAACGGCUAGUUCACCAUUUAUCUUUGCUGUAAGAAAGGGAAAUUUUCGUUAAUGGAUAGUUUUAGUGU